CUCUCAUUUUGGAAGGGAUUCAGUCGGCCAUCGCAGAUACACUAACAGCUUCACACUGGCAAUCGAAAGUUCACCUGCUCUGUGUGUGCGAAGAGACUCAUUCAAUUAACCCACCUUGUGAUGCUCCGGUUAAAAAUGACAAGGAAUUUGUCUACGGGAAUCUCGAACACGACACACCAGUUUUGUUGUCUCUGUCCAGAUAUUUAAGAAGUGGAGCAAGCGAAUCGCUGGAUCAUCCUUCCUGCUCAGACUGUGGGGAAGGAUUCACUCGAUCAUCUGACCGACUGGUACGCCCGUCAUUUUACACAGGGGGGAACCCAAUCAUCUGCUCAGACAGUGGGAAUGGAUUCAUCUGUCAUCUCAGCUGAAGGUAUGUCAGCAAGUUCACACUGGGACAAGGCCAUUCAUCUGUUCUAUGGGUGAGAAGGGAAUCAGUCGGUCAUCCCACCUGUGGACUCACCAGUCAGUUCACAUUGGGCAGAGGCUGGUCAUCUGCUGAAUUUGUGGGGAAGAAUUCACUCGGUCAUCUCACCAAAUGGCUCACCGGCGAGUUCACACCGGGGAGCGGCCGUUCACCUGCUCGGACUGUGGGAAGGGAUUCACUAAAUCAUCUCACCUACUGAGACACCAGUCAGUUCACACUGGGGAGAGGCCAUUCACCUGCUUGGACUGUGGGAAGGGAUUCACUUGCUCAUCUGAACUGAAGGUACAUCAGCGAGUUCACACUGGAGAGAGGCCAUUCACCUGCUCAGACUGUGGGAAGGGUUUCACUCAGUCAUGUCAACUGAAGGUACAUCAAAGAGUUCACACUGGGGAGAGGCCAUUCACCUGCUCAGACUGUGGGAGGGAAUUCACUAAGUUAUUUCACCUACAGAGACACCGGUUAGUUCACACUGGAGAGAGGCCAUUCACCUGCUCAGACUGUGGGAAAGGAUUCACUCGGUCAUCCACCCUAAUGGCUCACCAGCGAGUUCACACCAGGGAGCGUCUGUUCACCUGCUCGGACUGUGGGAAGGUAUUCACUUGCUCAUCUAAACUGAAGCUACAUCAACGAGUUCACAAUGGAGAGAGGCCAUUCACCUGCUCAGACUGUGGGAAGGGAUUCACUCGGUCAUCUAAACUGAAGGUACAUCAGAGAGUUCACACCGGUGAGUGGCCGUUCACCUGCUCGGACUGUGGGAAGGGAUUCACAUGCUCAUCUGAACUGAAGGUGCAUCAGCGAGUUCACACUGGGGAGAGGCCAUUCACCUGCUCGGUCUGUGGGAAGGGAUUCACUUUGUCAUCUCAGCUACUGAGACACCAGUCAGUUCACACCAGGCAGUGGCCAUUCACCUGCUCAGACUGUGGGAAGGGAUUCACUUGCUCAUCCCAAAUGAAGGUACACCAGCGAGUUCACACUGGGGAGAGGCCGUUCACCUGCUCAGACUGUGGGAAGGGAUUCAUUUGCUUAUCCCAACUGAAGGUUCAUCAGCGAGUUCACACCGGGGAGAGGCCAUUCACCUGCUCAGACUGUGGGAAGGGAUUCACUUUGUCAUCUCAACUAAAUGUACAUCAGCGAGUUCACACUGGGGAGAGGCCGUUCACCUGCUCAGAAUGUGGGAAAGGAUUCACUCAGUCAUCCCACCUACAAGCACACUGGUCUGCUCACACUGGGGAGCGGCCGUUCCCCUGCUCAGACUGUUGGAAGGGAUUCUCUUCGUCAUCUCAACUUAAGGUACAUCAGCGUGUUCACACUGGGGAGAGGCCAUUCCCCUGCUCAGUGUGUGGGAAGGGAUUCACUCGGUCAUCACAUCUACUGAGACACCAGCAAGUUCAUACUGGGUAGAGGCUGAUCACCUGCUCAGACUUAGGGAAGAGAUUCUCUCAGCCAAAUCAACCAAAUGUGCAUCAUUGAGUUCACACUGGGGAGAGGCUGUUCACCUGCUGUGAAUGCAGGAAGCGAUUCACUCAGUCAUCUAACCUUGUGUAACUCUCGCAGCUUAAUAUAGGGGGUGAUAGCCCCCCAGCCCGGCCGAACUUAAGAAAUCUCAUUUGGGUGGAUGCUGCAUGAUGUGUGCCCUGUUACAAAUCAGUACCCCAAAAUAACAAACAGUACACAAUAUGGGAUUAAACGAUUGAGCUUUAUCAUUCUUACUUUGACUGUAGGGUUAGUGAAGUAAACAAAAAAAAGAAAAAGGGCCAACUCUCUCCAUUCACGUCUUCUCAUCUCUCCCCAGCAAAAAACCACGAAAAUCUGUCUUCCAGACUGACAAGAAAGAACAUUUCUGUCACUGGAUAGCCCCGCACUCCAAAACUCUGUUAUCUCUAGCCGUAAUCUAAACAUUGCUGCUACAGGGAAACCAUUACCUCAGCAGUGAAACAUUACAGAGAGCCAUUACAUGAGCAGUGAAACCUUAUAGCAUGUUACACUUACGACACACUACCCGUUUCACACUGGGGAGAAACUUGCAAUAAGCUGCAUGUUGGAUAUUUAUCCAUCACUGUGCUGAAUGCAAUUUCGAGAGUGACUGUCGGUGCUGAACUCUGCUAUUAUUGCUGCUGCUCACCACACCCAGUUCUGCACCCUGGUCACUGGGCAUGGGAGGAGAUUCUUCUGCUGCACAUUCAUCUUUAAUGUGACUGGAGCUUAAUGUUCUAGAUCUGAGACAAAAUAAAUCGGUUCAAAUUUAAACCAUGUCUUUGGUACUUAGUGAAUUUAUAACACAGCUAGUGUACUCAGGCCUGCUGGAACCUGCCAGUGAUUCAGUUCCACGAAAGUCCUUUUAAAUCCUCCCCUGUUAUUCAUCUCUCGCUGUCCGUGUGGUGAUGGGUUGCAGUCACCACUCUGUGGGUGAAGCGGUUUCCCUUGAAUUUUCUGCAGACUGAAGAAGUCGAGCUGACUGCAGUUCUGUCUGAGAAGUUCUUCGCCCCUCUAAUCUCUGGGCUGAGGAAGAAUAACAUUGGUAGUUAACCUCCUUAGUCAUGACUCAUUUCCACAUUAUGGAUCAUUUUCCCUACUUCUAAAGGGUUGUUGAAAACACCACUGUCCUCUAAAGGCUGAAAGCAGAAUGGGAAAGCAUCAGUUGAAUGUUCACCGAAGCAGGGUCAGAAACCAGAGGCAGUUCUGUACAGGCCAGAGAUUGGGGCUCUAGACGAUGGUCGGAGUAGGAACGUAUGAUGAGGAGAAGGGAAUCAACAGCAAGGCAUGGCAGUGAGUGACAGAGUAGUAACAUUUGGAAGCUGAUCUGACAGAAAAUAAUUCAGUUGUCUGACUGAUGACACAAACAAUGCAUGUGGUGAGGUGCUCCACUGGUGAGAAUGGUUUUAUCUAUUGAGGGAGUUGUUCCUGCUUGUUUAUCCUGUAAUAUUAUAUGUGGAUGGUUGUUUUAGAUUAUCCCAUCUGUAAUAAUGUAUUGAUUACCAGAUAAAUUGUGAAAUUCUGUCCCUAACUGGAUCAGGCCUGAAUUUAUGGUGCCUUAAUGAAGUUAUGGUGGUAAUUCAAGAGUUUGUAUUUUAAAGCUAUAUUUUGGUGAAUGAUAUUUGCCACUUGAUUGUACCUUCAUAAGUAAUCAGAUUGAGUUAAACUGCUGCAGGAUCCUGGAAUGUGUUGGAUUGUGUCUGGUUUCUCCUGGCAUUUUCUGCAUUUACUGCCUUGUUUGUUUGUAUUGUGUGUAUUUUUGAUUUUUUUUCUUUUUGUUAACCACCUUGUCCUGUGUUUCUGCAAGGAAUCCCUCCGUUUCUGGGAAGAGGUCUCCAACUCUCAGGCAGGUGCUCGAUGCUUCCUUGUCACCAUCUCAUCUGCUCAGAUCAUUGGGAUGUCUCCCAUGGAGGGUCAUACUCAUUCCACUGGUUAAUGUUUUCU
Molecule: messenger RNA, 3841 nt
Organism: Mobula hypostoma (lesser devil ray)
Lineage: Eukaryota; Metazoa; Chordata; Chondrichthyes; Myliobatiformes; Myliobatidae
Product: zinc finger protein 229-like
Exons: 2
Coding region: 536-1825 (429 amino acids)
Source: RefSeq, a predicted model, not a curated record